This is a messenger RNA of Dovyalis caffra, 1029 nucleotides long. NCBI's taxonomy places the organism in Eukaryota, Viridiplantae, Streptophyta, Magnoliopsida, Malpighiales, Salicaceae. The record is from the annotation of a GenBank genome assembly.
AUGGGUAGAGCCGAAGUUGGCCAAGUUGUGGCUACUACAAGGAGUAGACAGCUCCUAUCAGACACUGGUGCCUUUGCUGACUGGGCCACCUCUAACUCUUCUGGUAUCCGUACCGCUGGUCCAGACGACCUUUCACUCGGCUUCAAUGCCGGUCCCACCGCCGCUGCUGGAGCCGCCGGCCAAACAUCCGGUACAACAUGGCCUAAUUCAGCCCGGUCCAUCAACUACAGCAUCCCUCCAGAAAUGGGCAUGGUGGGCCUUCGCGACGUCUUCGUUGUGGCUCCUGCUACUUCCUUCAACCACCACCACCACCACCACCACCAGCAUCAUGAGCAAAUCAAUCUUUCAGCAGCAGAUCCAAUCAAUGCUUCCAAUGCUACAGCUCUUGGGGUUGGUGUAGGUGUUGGCGUCAUUCCACUCCUUACCGCGGCGCCUUGUCUUACGCCACAAAACAUGGAUGAUCAAGAUUUGUUGAAUAAUGGUCGAAACAAGAUUAGUGGAAUUCACCAGUUUUGGCAAAACCAAGGCUCUCAAUAUAUCAAGAAACCUUCUAAUACCACUCCUUCGAUUCUUGAUCAUCACAAUAAUUCUUCUACAGCGAAUCUACUACUGCAAAGUGGAAAUAGUGGGGGUAAUGGUAGUGGAAAUUAUGGAGGGAAUUCAUCAUCGUCUGCUACAACUACGUGUCAAGAUUGUGGAAACCAAGCGAAGAAAGAUUGUAGCCAUAGAAGGUGUAGGACGUGUUGCAAAAGCCGCGGUUUUGAUUGUGUUACACAUGUGAAGAGCACGUGGGUACCGGCUGCGAGGAGGAGAGAGCGCCAGCUUAUGGCAACUGCUGGCGGUGGUGGUGGUGCUGGUUCUACCGGGUCUACUUCUGGUGUCAAGAAACCUAGACUUAUAAACUCUCAAACCACUACAACUUCUCAUACAUCCACUUCUAAUACUACUCCUCCAAGGAGCUUCGACACGAGCUCUAGUCACCAAGGUUUUAGAGUUUAUCAGUCUAUUAUCCUCUCUAUAAAAACCUGA